GCCGUAGUUCGCUGAGCAAACAUGGCGUCGCUCACGAGCAAGAUGUUUCCUUCUGUAGGUCGAAUAAAUAUUGGUCGUUUGGGGCUUAAAUCGCCGAGCAGAGUCACGUACGUCACAAACCUGUCUUCAAAUGUUUCCUCGGAGAGAAAAGGUGUUCCAGAUGGAAAAGGCAGAGGAUCCUCGGAUAAAAAACCUCCAAGAAAAUCAGGGGAGCCCAGGACAGAAAAGAUGUCCGUGGAUCAGGACUGGACGGCGGUUUAUCCAGCAGCAGCGCCCUUCAAGGGAAACGCUGUCCCUCUUCCUGUGAGGAUGGGCCUGCCUGUGAACAGAGGGAUUCCUCCAAGAAAGGAGGGCAACUUGGAGCUGAUAAAGAUACCAAACUUUCUGCAUUUGACCCCACCAGCCAUCGAGAAACACUGCGAAGCUCUGAAACCUUUCUGUACAAAGUGGCCCUCAGCCUUGGACACUGAUGAAAAAUGUGACCAACUUUUCCCCAUUAAAGUGGAAAGCACAGACUAUGUUUCUGCUGGUCCUUCUGUCAGAAACCCUGCAGCUCGUGUUGUUCAUCUCAGAGUAAAGGUGUCCAGUCUGAACUUGGACGAUCACGCACGGAAGAAACUUCUCAAACUUGUUGGAGAGCGAUACUGCAAGGACACGGAUAUCCUCACCAUUAAAACCGACAGCUGCCCUCUGAGGCUUCAGAACUACGACUACGCCAUGUACCUGCUAACUGUUCUUUACCAAGAGUCUUGGAAAAUUGAGGCCUGGGAGGCUGAGAAGACCAGAGCGGACAUGGAGGAGUACAGCUGGGAGGACAGCCCGUCCCAAAAGAACCUCUUGGACACGCUGCUGCACGCGAAAGUGGCCGGCGACGGGGACGAGCAGGAAGUGAGGGAGCAGCUCCUGGGAAGAAAAGAGGUGCAGGAGUUUAAGGAGUCGGUGACGAGGCUGAAGAACGAAGGAGAUAACGAGAGCAGCUUGCAGCAGUACAAGGAGGCGGUGCAAAAAGUCCUGCACCUGUAAGAGAAGCAAAGAGCAACAAGUACUGUCAAAUACUUUCAAUAAAACCACUUGUGCUCUGGAAUUGUGUUUUAAUCUAAACUGUAUUAAGUAAAGACUGCUUAAGUACAUUGGAUCCUCAAAGAGCUCAACUAUGUAGCAGUACUUUUUCCAAAUGUCAUUCCAGGUUUUCUUUAUUACAAAAUAAAAGUAAGGACUACACGGUCGGCAGUGAGAAAAAUGU
Messenger RNA from Austrofundulus limnaeus, 1243 nucleotides. RefSeq names its product mitochondrial ribosomal protein S35 (gene mrps35). The coding region runs from base 22 to 1023 and encodes 333 amino acids. Gene Ontology annotation, cellular component: mitochondrial small ribosomal subunit. Gene Ontology annotation, molecular function: structural constituent of ribosome. The transcript is spliced from 8 exons. Gene Ontology annotation, biological process: mitochondrial translation. NCBI's taxonomy places the organism in Eukaryota, Metazoa, Chordata, Actinopteri, Cyprinodontiformes, Rivulidae. The record is from RefSeq and is a predicted model, not a curated record.